Molecule: messenger RNA, 2058 nt
Organism: Scophthalmus maximus (turbot)
Lineage: Eukaryota; Metazoa; Chordata; Actinopteri; Pleuronectiformes; Scophthalmidae
Gene: ankrd54
Product: ankyrin repeat domain 54
Exons: 8
Coding region: 346-1329 (327 amino acids)
Molecular function (GO): protein binding
Source: RefSeq, a predicted model, not a curated record
UCCCUGUGGCCGUCGACUGUACAAUGGCUGCGGGUUUUACUACCAGUGUGCGUUGAGACGGAAAACAUGAAAUAGGGGACAUUUUGGUGCUGUGCAGGAAAAGCAUCUCCUGCGUAAAUACUUCAAAAAAAAAUUACCCAGGAUGGAAAAGACGUUGAUGGGAUAAGUGUUCGUGUUGUUGUGGCGCCGCGCAAUGGCCCCGGGCGUCGCUGACUGCAUUUGGUUGCAAAGUUGACUCCAGAUAUUUUAUGACAGCUUUAUUUCCUUCCUCGCCUCGGCAGGAGUAGCGAGGCGCGCGCGUAGCGAGUGCUGUCGAAACACAGUCUCCGUAUGUCACGAUAAAGUAUGGACGGGUGGAGCCCUAUCGUCGCGACGGCUUCGGAUAACGACCCGUCCAGCUCCGAGGGGGAGUACGUGGUGGAGCCCGGACCCGGAGAGGAAGAAACCCGGGGCGCGUCGGACAAGCAGCAGCUGGGCACAGUGGAGAGGAUGGACGACGGGGGCGCCGCCGCCGCCGCCGCUGUCGGCUUCGGGAUGAGUGGUAUCGGAGAGGGCAAGGUGGUGUUGGGUCGAGCCGGGCAGAGGGAAGACAAAGAACUCCGGUACCUGCACUUGUUGUGGGAGCCGGGGCGAGCAGAGCUCGGCGGCCCCGGCGGCGUGGCGGGCAAGCUGGGGAAGAUGACGGGGAGCGGCCGGGCCCGGCGACACCACAGAGCCGCGCGGAGCCUGGGUCCUCUCGGGAAAGAUAUCUACGCUGUGAAAAGACUGAGGGAGGCCGCGAACAGCAACGAUAUCGACACAGUUCGGAAGCUCCUGCUGGACGACACAGACCCCUGUGCAGCUGACGACAAAGGGAGGACUGCUCUUCAUUUCUCCUCCUGCAAUGGCAAUGAGAGCAUUGUGCAAUUGUUGCUGGGCCACGGCGCUGACCCCAACCAGCGAGACAGUCUGGGAAAUACCCCCCUCCAUCUGGCGGCCUGUACGAACCAUGUGCCUGUAAUCACCACAUUGCUCAGAGGAGGAGCCCGUGUGGAUGCCCUCGACCGAGCGGGCAGGACCCCACUGCAUCUAGCGCGCUCCAAGCUCAACAUUCUGCAGGAAGGAGAUUCUCGCAGCUUAGAAACCCUGAGAGGCGAAGUCACACAGAUAAUUCAAAUGCUGAGGGAGUACCUGAACUUAAUGGGCCAGAGCGAAGCUAAAGAGAGGCUGGAACGCAUUUCGACACAGCUGCAGCACACACGCACCAAAGAGCAGGUGGAUGAGGUGACUGACUUAUUGGCCAGUUUCACAUCACUCAGUCUACAGAAACAGAAUUUAGGGGACAGGUAGACAAAGUGUAUGUGGAACUGAAGUCGUGGUCUUUUUCAAGCAAGUCUCUGCUUGACUAGCCUUCGUUUGACAAGUAAACCUGAAUCAUGAGGCCGUGGUUUUCUGUCCUUAUUCCAAACAAAGUAUUUACCUACAGUAAAAAAGGUUUGGAACACUGGAACACUUGUCAUUUUAUAAUGUGCUAAUGACGAAGAAUAAUAUGCCAACAAUGCUUACAAAAUUAUCCUGGUUAAAUUGAAAAGAUGCUUCAGAUUUCAAUGGCCCAUACUGUAGUGUAGCAGAUAAUCACUCUGCUUAUUGACAGAUAUCAGCUUUUAGGAAGAAAGAUAAAAGAAACCCCGAGGGGCAAAAUACAUUCAGAACACGAAGCUGGUGGAGACGGAAGCCAAGCUACUGCAGUGGGACCUCGGCUCCCUUUUGUGUUUUUGUGUUUGUGUGUGUGUGUGUGUGUGUGUGUGUGUGUGUGUGUGUGUGCGCGCGCUGACAUGUUCUCACACUGCCUGUUGUUAUUAGUCAAGCUCUAUAUUCAUUAUGAGAUGUAGUUCUUGUGAAGUGAGUGGACAGCUUUCACCACUUUGGAUUUCUUUUCAGCGCCAACUUUGGAUCACAAUGCCUUUUUCUCUUGUGUUGCAUGUCACGUUUUUGUAUGUGAACUGUAUUGUAAAAUUGGCUCGGAUGCUGUUGGAAAAUUGAUAUUUGUGAAACAAUAAAUUAGUAUGUUUGAAUACA